This is a messenger RNA of Prosopis cineraria, 3149 nucleotides long. Its product is annotated as receptor kinase-like protein Xa21. The record is from RefSeq and is a predicted model, not a curated record. NCBI's taxonomy places the organism in Eukaryota, Viridiplantae, Streptophyta, Magnoliopsida, Fabales, Fabaceae. Gene Ontology annotation, cellular component: plasma membrane. The transcript has 10 exons. Gene Ontology annotation, biological process: protein phosphorylation. Gene Ontology annotation, molecular function: ATP binding; protein kinase activity; protein binding. Bases 177 to 3149 code for a protein of 990 amino acids.
GGGACUAGAACUAUUGCAAAUGGAUUUACUGAAGAGGGUAAAGAAGCAAUGGCAGCAGGUGCAGGACCAUUCUUAGGGUGGGCUGUCCAUUAUGAAGAUAUCCACAACUAAUGGAGCCCACCUGGUUGGAGCCAUCACCUAGGAUGGGCUGUCCAUCAUGAAGAUAUCCACAACUAAUGGAGCCCACCUGGUUGGAGCCAUCACCUAUUUUUACCCUCGACGGAUUGGCACUUCUUGCUUUCAGAUCUUCUGUUAGAGACCCUUAUAAUCACUUGAAGAAUUGGUCCAACUCAUCAUCUUCCUACUGCAAGUGGUUCGGAGUCACAUGCGAUUCUAACAAUGAGAGAGUGAGAAUCCUAAGUGUUCCUGAGAUAGGUCUUGAGGGCACCUUACCCUUACAAAUUGGAAAUCUAUCCUUCCUAGAAAAACUUGAACUACAGAGCAACAACUUUCAUGGUGGGUUGCCAAAAGAGUUGCUUCAAUUGCACAAAUUGAAAAUUCUAAACUUGAGUUAUAAUACUUUUAGCGGAGAAAUUCUGACUUGGAUUGGAAGCUUGUUUAUGCUUCAACACUUGAGUCUUAGCAAUAAUAGUUUUGGAGGUCUCAUUCCUCCAAGCAUAUGGAAUUUGUCUAAGUUGGAGACCUUGGAUUUGAAGUCUAAUUCUAUCAAUGGAUCUAUUCCGGUGGAUAUUGGAAGACUUCAACACCUGAAAUUUUUAAGCAUUUCUCGAAACAUGCUUUCAGGAAGUAUACCUCCAAUUAUCUCUAACUUAUCAUCACUUGAGCACAUCUCUUUUUCUGUCAACUUCUUAGAAGGACAUAUUCCCAAAGAAAUGAAUAAGCUUACAAAUCUGAAAAAUAUGUACAUGGGUAUGAAUAAGUUGUCUGGGCAAGUACCGAGCAUUGGAAAUUUGGUCAUGCUUGAAAAUUUAUAUCUCGCAAGCAAUGACCUCCAAGGAAAUAUUCCGAAUGAAAUAAGCAAUCUUACAAAUUUGAGCAGCAUAUACUUAAGUGCUAAUCAAUUGUCUGGUCACAUGCCAAGAGGCAUUGGCAAGUUCACUAGGCUUCAAGAGUUAUUUCUGGAUAACAAUCACUCAGAAGGAAAUAUUCCCAAUGAAAUUAUAAGUCUUGCAAAUCUGAAGAUGAUGAGCCUAAGGGUUAAUCAGCUAUCUGGCCCCAUACCAAGAGGCAUUGGAAACUUGACUGUGCUUCAACAGUUGUAUCUUUGUAGCAAUAAUUUAGAAGGAUCAAUACCUAUGGAAAUUGGUAAUCUUCAACAGCUUGAGAUAUUAGAAUUGUCUCAAAACGAAUUGAGAGGGUUUAUUCCAUCAGAAAUUUUCAACAUGUCAACUUUGGAGGUCUUGUCUCUUUCAAACAAUUCUCUAUCAGGAAGUCUUCCAUCAAAUUUUAGAUUUGGCCUUUCUAAUCUACAAAUACUUUAUCUGUGGGGCAACAAACUUUCUGGAAAAAUCCCAAAUACUAAAUCCAAUGCUUCUAAGCUAACCACUCUAGAAUUGGAGGACAAUAAUUUUGAAGGGGUUUUUCCAAACACACUUGGGCAUUUAAGAUACUUAGAAACCCUUUUAGUAAGUGAUAAUAAUUUUACCAUUAUGGAUAGUUUUGAUUCUGAAACUAGCUUUUUCAAUUCAUUGUCAAAUUGUAGACAUUUGAAAAGUUUGAUUCUCUCAACAAAUCCACUGCAUAUGAAACUUCCCAAGUCCAUUGGAAACUUGUCUAAUUCUCUACAGGUGCUACUUGUAGACUCGUGCAGGAUUAAUGGUAACAUACCAUCAGAAAUUGGGAAUCUAUCUAACUUGUUCCAGCUAUCAUUAGCUAAAAAUUUUUUACAUGGAUCAAUACCAAAAGCAAUUGGCAACAUACAGGCUCUUCAAGAUUUGAAUCUUGAAGGCAAUGAGCUAGGUGGCUUGAAUGUUGAUGAGCUUUGUGAAAUUAGAAGACUCACCUAUCUACAUUUAUCUCGAAACAAGUUUUCUGGAGCAAUGCCACCUUGCUUAGGAAAUCUUAUGUCCUUGCAAAAACUUUACUUAGACUCCAAUAAGUUGAUUUCUGAGAUACCUUCUUCCUUUUGGAAUCUAACUGGUAUAUUGGAAGUAAACCUUUCUUCCAAUGUUUUAGUUGGAAAUCUAUCAUUCAAGAUUAGUAACUUGAAAGAACUUAUAUCAUUGGAUUUGUCAAGAAAUUGUAUAUCAGGCAUCAUUCCAUCAACCAUAGGUGGCUUGCAAAAUUUACAAAUUCUCUCAUUGGCACAUAACAAAUUGCAUGGGAAGAUUCCUGAAUCACUUGAGAAUUUGCUAAGCUUAGUAAAGUUAGACCUUUCCCAAAAUCAACUGAUUGGUGAGAUUCCUAAAUCUCUGGAGUCACUUAUAUCCCUUGUGUACGUUAAUCUCUCUUUUAAUGAACUACAGGGUGAGAUUCCAAGUGGCGGAGUCUUCAAAAAUUUAACAUUUGAAUCUUUCAUGAUGAAUAAAGAACUUUGUGGUGAGCCACAAAUGCAAGUGUCUCCAUGCAAAAAAGGAACAGGUGCAACUCAUAGAUUUGAUGAGAGUAACUUACUUGAAAGGGGAAGUUUUGGUUCUGUGUUCAAAGGAAAACUUUCAAGUGGAAUAAUGAUUGCUGUUAAAAUAUUCAAUUUUGACUCAAAAGUGUUGUCAAGGAGCUUUGAGGUAGAAUGCGAUGCAAUGCGUAAUUUGCACCAUCGAAAUCUGGUGAAGAUCAUUAGUAGUUGUUCCAAUGCCGAUUUGAAGUGUUUGAUAAUGGAGUUCAUUCCUAAUGGAAGCCUUGAAAAAUGGUUAUAUUUUGAUGACUAUCAUUUGGAUUUCUUACAAAGGUUGAAUAUAAUGAUAAAUGUAGCAUCUGCUUUAGAAUAUCUUCAUCAUGACUUGUCAACACUAGUAGUCCAUUGUGAUUUGAAACCAAGUAACAUUUUGUUGGAUGAUAAUAUGGUUGCCCAUACCAGCAUGAAAGUCAUCAAGCAGGUGUUCUUGCACAUUCUGACAUCACCGGACGCAGCUAACAUCGGCGGGUUUAUUUCCGCAAACGUUCUGACGUCUCCAGUUCUUCCAGCUCUCAAAAGAUCUUCUAAGCAUGGCCAAAGUGGAUAUAGCAAAGCCAUUAAAGAUAUUGUCUAA